GUGCUGAGGGGGCGCGGCGCUGCGGGGCGCGGAGCCGGGCGGUCCGGGGCCCCAGAGAGCGCGGCGGCCGGGAGCCCGUCGGCCCCUCUGACAGCCGCCAGUGCCCCCGCGGCCGACGCUUCCGACGACGAGGGCACCGGUCAUGGCGGAGCAGCCGAGCCAGCGCGGGUCCUGAGCAGCAGCACGCAUGGAGCGGGACGAACGGCCGCCGAGCGGAGGGGGAGGCGGCGGGGGCUCGGCGGGGUUCCUGGAGCCGCCCGCCGCGCUCCCUCCGCCGCCGCGCAACGGUUUCUGUCAGGAUGAAUUGGCAGAGCUCGAUCCAGGCACUAAUGAUCGGGCUGAACAACGAACCUGCCUCAUUUGUGGGGACCGCGCUACAGGCUUGCACUAUGGAAUCAUCUCCUGCGAAGGUUGCAAAGGGUUUUUCAAGCGGAGCAUUUGCAACAAACGGGUAUAUCGAUGCAGUCGUGACAAGAACUGUGUCAUGUCUCGGAAGCAGAGGAACAGGUGCCAGUACUGCCGUCUGCUGAAAUGCCUGCAGAUGGGGAUGAACCGGAAGGCUAUCAGAGAAGAUGGAAUGCCUGGAGGCCGGAAUAAGAGCAUUGGGCCAGUCCAGAUAUCCGAAGAAGAGAUUGAGAGGAUCAUGUCUGGGCAGGAAUUUGAGGAAGAGGCCAAUCACUGGAGCAACCAUGGUGACAGCGACCACAGCUCCCCUGGGAACAGGGCCUCAGAGAGCAACCAGCCUUCACCAGGAUCCACACUGUCCUCCAGGUCUGUGGAACUAAAUGGAUUCAUGGCAUUCAGAGAGCAGUAUGUGGGGAUGUCUGUACCGCCACAUUAUCAGUACAUACCGCACCUUUUUAGCUAUUCUGGCCACUCACCGCUUCUGCCCCCACAAGCUCGGAGCCUUGAUCCGCAGUCAUACAGUCUGAUUCACCAGCUGGUGUCAGCUGAGGACCUGGAGCCACUGGGCACACCCAUGUUGAUUGAAGAUGGAUAUGCUGUGACCCAAGCAGAGCUCUUUGCCCUGCUCUGCCGCCUGGCUGACGAGCUGCUCUUUAGGCAGAUUGCCUGGAUCAAGAAACUGCCUUUCUUCUGCGAGCUCUCAAUCAAGGAUUACACGUGCCUCUUGAGUUCCACGUGGCAAGAACUAAUCCUGCUCUCCUCCCUCACCGUUUACAGCAAGCAGAUCUUUGGGGAGCUGGCUGAUGUCACUGCCAAGUAUUCACCCUCUGAUGAAGAACUACACAGAUUUAGUGACGAAGGAAUGGAGGUGAUCGAGCGGCUCAUCUACCUGUAUCACAAGUUCCAUCAGCUAAAGGUCAGCAACGAGGAGUAUGCUUGCAUGAAAGCAAUUAACUUCCUCAAUCAAGAUAUCAGAGGUCUGACCAGCGCCUCACAGCUGGAGCAGUUGAACAAACGAUACUGGUACAUUUGCCAGGAUUUCACUGAGUAUAAGUACACACACCAGCCGAAUCGUUUCCCAGAUCUCAUGAUGUGCUUACCUGAGAUUCGCUAUAUUGCAGGAAAGAUGGUGAAUGUGCCCCUAGAGCAGCUGCCCCUGCUCUUUAAAGUGGUGCUGCAUUCCUGCAAGACAAGCGUGAGCAAGGAGUGACCUGUUGCAGUGCCCUCCUAAGACCGGACGUGGCACACUGGAUGGGCAGCAAAGCUCCGGGAGAAAGAGCCAGAGACCAAGAUAAGGCUGUGGAGCAGCGUUUCCAGUUGCCUCCAUGGCAAGAAAAAUAUUUGUUUGUGUGUCUGUUUUAGCCUCAUUUUUCUAUAUAUUUAUUUCACGACAGAGUUGAAUGUAUGGCCUCCAACACGACGCACAUGUUCUGUGUGAGUGCAGCAGAUGCAUUUCCUUGCAGUCGGCAGACUGUGAAGAC
This is a messenger RNA of Ochotona curzoniae (black-lipped pika), 1886 nucleotides long. RefSeq names its product nuclear receptor subfamily 6 group A member 1 (gene NR6A1). The coding region runs from base 188 to 1615 and encodes 475 amino acids. The record is from RefSeq and is a predicted model, not a curated record. Gene Ontology annotation, biological process: regulation of DNA-templated transcription. Gene Ontology annotation, molecular function: zinc ion binding; DNA-binding transcription factor activity; sequence-specific DNA binding. The transcript has 10 exons. NCBI's taxonomy places the organism in Eukaryota, Metazoa, Chordata, Mammalia, Lagomorpha, Ochotonidae.